CAGGUCUCUCGCCGGUGCUUCGCUGCCCUGCUCGGUGUCGCCCGGGUGUCGCGCCGCAGCAUGUGGGCUCCGGCCGGCGGGCUGUUGGGCCCCCGUGCGGGGCUUCGGGCGCUGCUCUGCGGCCGCGACGUGGCGCUCCUUCCGGGCCGCGCGCGGACCCUGCACGGCUCCGCAGUCGCCUGCGGCAGCAAGAACCUGCUCAAGAAGUUUGCCUCCAAGUCCAGAAAAAAGUUUUGGUAUGAAGGUCCUUCCUUGGGGUCUCACUUGACUCACACGCCAUCCAAGCUGGAAUUCCUGGUGAAGAGUACUUCAAGGAAAACCAGGAAGGAAGACCACGUGCGCCUGAGGGCCCUGAAUGGCCUCCUCUACAAAGCGCUGACUGAUCUGCUGUGCACCCCUGAAGUGAGCCAGGAGGUCUGCGACCUGAACCUGGAGCUCUCCAAGGUCUCCUUGACUUCAGACUUCUCAGCCUGCCGCGUGUACUGGAAGACGACUCUCUCUGCAGAACAGAACGCGCACGCACAGGCCACCCUGCAGAGAAGCGCUGCAUACAUGAGGCACCUUCUGAUGACCCAGCAGACACUGAGGAACGUGCCCCCGAUAGUGUUUAUUCAAGACAAGGCAAACGCAGCACUAGCUGAGAUUGACCGGUUGCUGGCAGUAGCUGACUUUGGACCCUCAGAUGGAGAACAUGUUGUACCAGACGAUUUCAGGGACCCGGACGCCCUGCUGUGUGACACCGCGGGACCGGCCACACACUCGAGUCUAUGUGGGAUCGAUCACCAGGCACUCAACAAGCAGAUCAUGGAGUACAAGAGGAAGAGAGAGGGCAGGCUUGGGGGUGCAGCCCGGCCAGGGCCAGCGGCCGAGCUGGCACAGCCUGUGGUAAAAGGGAAGAAGAAGGCCAGGCCCCGUAUGGAACAGGACAGCUCCCUCAGGAGUUACCUGGCAGGUGGGGAUGACCUGGACGAUGCCCCAGGCCGUGAGAGCGACCCCCAGGGCUCAGAGGAUGAGUGGGAGGCUGAGAGAGGAGGCAGUGGCGCAGGUCACGGGGGCUGUGCUGGGGGAUAGGGGAGCGUCAGCUCUGCCGCCGUGGCUGUGGGGGGCACCUACCCCGCCUGAGCAUGUCAGAGAGCCCGUUGGCAUGAGGUGCAGCCUGUGACUUCGGUUGGUGGCUUCAUCUGCUCUUCUGCCAUGUCUAUGGUUUAGCUCUUCCGUGUAUCUAAACGUGAUUUCCUGCAGAAAGUCACUGUGGUUUUUCCUCCAACAUUGUGUGUAGUUAAAAAAGUAAACAGCCAAAUUCACAAAUUCUCACAAAAGUAAAAACAGUAAAAUAGUGUCUUGGAGACGGUGCGCACAGGCGCCUCCACCUGCAGAGCUGGGCGAGCAGCAGUGAGUUCUGGGCCCACGGGCCGGCGCAGCAGUGCGGGCUGAGAGCUGAACCUGCCGGCCUGGCCGGCGGGGCCCAGCACCGGGGGCUUCGUCCUCCGACGGGUCUCCAGCGCAGCCUUGUGCAGCAGCUUCCCCUCCUGGUUGAGGCCAUGGUUGAGCAGAGAGUGCGAGUCGGUGGGUUUGGGCUUCCUGGCUGACCCUGGCCGUGACCGUAGCUCCUGUCACACCCGAAGCAUAACAGACUUUCCCCUCGGCGCCUGUGGCCGCCUAGUGUGUACUUUCUAAAGUCCGUCCAAACGUCCGGCAGACCUGGGCUUUGCCUCCUGAAGAGCACGUGUCGUGACACACGAGCCACGAGAAGCGUCUGUGUGUUGCACUGGGUCUUUUGUGUUGCCUCCAAGGCAAGGGCUCGCUUUACUGUUUAUCGAAAGAGAAGACACGCGACACACGUGUAAGUGUCUUUCGGUUUGGCUCUUUUUCCUGAUGCCUUGGCCCCUCUCAGCCCUCAGGUCCUAAAUCCUGCAUUGGCUGCAAACCGGCCACGCUACGUAGGCCGGUGUCACCUCUCUGAGCCCUAGCUCCCUAGCCCCCUGUCAGCACCAUGGACUGGAGCCUACCUCACGGUGUUCUGUGAGCAUCGAGGUGGCACAUGGUAGGUGCUCGCUAAACGGAGGGUUGUUUGUGUGGAGAGAGCAGGUGCAGGAGCAGGUCUGUGGCGGCUGGUGUGGGGCACUGCGUACUGCGGUGGUGGCUUCGGCAGGGAGCUGGGCAGAGACCCUCAACGACCCGCAGACAAGUAUCUUCCCAGAGCAGGAGCCUUCUUCCCUCUCUGUGCUGCAAGACCUGCUCACAUCUCAGCUGUAAACGUCUUGGAUUGGUGGCAGUCCGGUUCCCAGGGUGGGCUGGGCCGGCACUGGGCAGGGUCCCCUUGGUGGUCCAGGAGUGAGGCAGCAUCAGAGCCUCUGCUCUCAGGGUGUCUUCCCUCAGUCGACUCCCCAGGUCAUGUCUGGGACAGACUCCCCAAGGCCCCAGGACUUUGUUAUAAGAGCAGAAGUCCAGUUCCCCCCCACUCCACUGGUCAGGAGGGGAAGCCUGUUUUACAUUAGAAACUUUAGGUACUUUGUAAAGCUGCCAGCCACGUUGAAGGGGAAGGGUUUGGGUGUAUUUUUGGGGAGGAGUGGGGGGACCUACCUUGGACAGGGGUAGGAAGAAGGGACAGAGCUGGAGGAAGGAUGGUCUGUGCCCAGGUCAGGGUAGAGGGAGCGGAGACCUUUCAGUGCCUGGCUUGCUAGGGCCGGGGGCGGUGGGAACAGAGGGAGGGCAGGAGUUUUCUCUCCUCUGCUUGGGACCCAGUGAUUGUGAGUGUCUGUGGCUGAUGCUGGCAAGCAUAUUGAAG
Molecule: messenger RNA, 2788 nt
Organism: Propithecus coquereli (Coquerel's sifaka)
Lineage: Eukaryota; Metazoa; Chordata; Mammalia; Primates; Indriidae
Gene: RBFA
Product: ribosome binding factor A (putative)
Exons: 7
Coding region: 61-1071 (336 amino acids)
Biological process (GO): rRNA processing
Source: RefSeq, a predicted model, not a curated record